Molecule: messenger RNA, 2568 nt
Organism: Macadamia integrifolia
Lineage: Eukaryota; Viridiplantae; Streptophyta; Magnoliopsida; Proteales; Proteaceae
Product: protein CHLOROPLAST IMPORT APPARATUS 2-like
Exons: 3
Coding region: 1030-2190 (386 amino acids)
Biological process (GO): regulation of DNA-templated transcription
Cellular component (GO): nucleus
Molecular function (GO): protein binding
Source: RefSeq, a predicted model, not a curated record
AAACUCUUCUAGAGAGAGCGAGAGCGAGAGAGAGAGUGAGAGUGAGAGAUCUUUACUCUCUUUUUUUAUUUUCACCCUUUAAUCUGUACCAUCUCGUGACUUAAAAUGCAAUCCUCUGCCCAGAUUUUCCUUUUUCCUCUCCUUCUCUCUCUUUCGCGAUUAACUUUACUGAUUAGGCAGAAGAUUUAAACCCUCUUUUUCUGCGAUUUUCCAUUUUGAGACCUUUUUCAUUCUGUCAAAGCCAAACCCAACUGAGUUUAUAGACGAUAGACUGGAUUUUUGGGUUUUUGUGGAGUCAUUCACAUAGAAUUUGAUGUGGGUUUUUAGGGUUUUGGGUGAAUGCUCUGCUUUCUCUUUCAUAAGAAGUCAAAUAUAAGGAACACCAGCCAUAGAACUUGAGCUCUGCUGUGGGUUUAUAGAAAGAAAAAGAAAAAAGAAAGAGAGAGAUGCUUGUGUGUUCUUUGUUGCAGCUUCCAUAGUCUUUCUCCAAAUAUGCUGGAUUUGAACUCUGUGGACCCAUUUAGAGGAAUCUGGAAAGGCCUUUAGAUGGGCAGAUUCUCCAAGAAAACAGCUACCAAUCUUUUCAUUUUCAGUUAGUUUUUAGGGUUCUAGCUCCUUCCCCUGUUUUGUUUAUUCGUUUUUUCGUUUUUGUUUUCACACAUCAACUUUCCCCUUUUGCUUUUGCUUUUAAUAUAUUCCAAGAACUUUGUUUCACAAGACUCAGGGUUUAGGGUUUUGUACUCUUUUGGUUAUUUUACUUAGUUCCUGUUCCAAUUGGGUGGGAUAAGUUUUGGGGUUUCAAUCUGUGCUUAAGUUCUUUAAGGAUUUGAUAUCUUUGCCUCAUUUUUGGUCUCUGAGAGUGCUUUUGACUUUGGGUUUUAAGACCUUGAGCUCUAAUGAUGUGGGCUUUGAGGCUUGAAUUCAUUUCUGCUUUUUUAUGAGCUUAUUAGCUUUGAAUACCACCUGGUUGUGAGGUUUCUUUGCUGAAUUCACUCUUGUUGGUUUUCUCUGGACGACCUCUCUCUACAAAUGUAUUCCUGUACAAGUGGAGGAGGCCUGACUUAUGGAUUUGAUAUUGAUAUAGUGAAAUCUCCAUCCACUUCAUCAAGAACAUCACAUUCCUCUUCCCCUUCCUCAACUCUCUCUGAAUCAAGCAACACGUCACACAGAAUCUCCACCCGAAAACCUCGAACACCGCGAAAGCGGCCUAACCAAAGCUAUAAUGAAGCUGCAGCCCUGCUCUCCACAAUAUAUCCCAACAUUUUCUCCACCCAAAACCUUAGAAAACCCUGCAGACACACCAAACAGUAUGAUUUCUUCUCAGAUGAAUUCCCUGAAUUGCUUCCACUCUCUCCGGGCAUCGACAAUGCCGGAUUCCUACUCGACCAACAAGUCCCCAAUAAACCCACCAUCCAAACAAAGCCGAAACCUGCAUAUUCGAGCGAAAAGCCAUGUCAAAGCCCUCAGGAAAUCGAUUCCCUACCGGAUUCUGCGGGAACAGGAGACAAUUAUGAGGAGGAAUUUGAUGCCGAAUCGAUACUGGAUGAGGAGAUGGAAGAGGGUAUAGACAGUAUCAUGGGCAAUCUCAGUGUCAACAAUGAUUCAUAUGAUGACUCCGUUACUUAUUCUUACAGUGGCCAAUUCAAUACUUACUCUGGCAAUCAAAUAGGAUUGGGAUUCGGUGGGAAAUUCGGAUUCGGUUACUCGAUUGGUGGUGGAGUUAGAGCAUUGAGGCAUGUAGAUGAUGGAGAUUGGUGGAGGUUUCCUAUAGUUGAUGUUCUUCAAAUCUCACCCAAAUUGAACAAAGUCUCAUCACAGAAGAAAAAGAAGAAGAAGAAAGCAGAACACAAGGAAGAAGUGAAGAAUUCGGGUUCGUUUAAAGACACUAACUCGAUUUCAAAUUCGGGUUUAUCCCUUAAAUUGAAUUACGAGGAGGUUCUAAACGCUUGGUCUGAUCAAGGGUCACCUUUCUCCGACGAAAUUCCGGUGACAUUCUCGCCGGGUUCUGAUACUCUUGCGAGGCUAAGGCAGAUUGAUUUGUUUCCGGAGAAUGGAGGGGUGAGGGAAGCAAGUGUGAUGCGGUACAGGGAGAAAAGGAGGACACGUCUUUUCUCUAAAAAGAUCAGAUAUCAGGUUCGGAAAGUCAACGCAGAUCAACGGCCCAGAAUGAAGGCAAGGGCGAUUUGCUAGAAGAAGGCCAAAUCUCUCAUCAAGUGGUCAACGAUAAUUAUUUCAAUCAUAUGGAUAUCCUCUCUUUUGGAAUUGCCAAAAAAUGACUUUUUUUUUGUUUUUUUGGUGGGGAGGGGAAGGGGUGAAGAAUAGAAUAUAUGGAAAUGAGUGACGAUCCUAGAAGUUUUGAUCUCAAUCUUUUAAAAAAAAAAGAAAUAUCUGUUCUGCCAUUUUUCUUUUGGGUGGUUGGGGGGUAUUGUGGGGUACCCUUCAUCUUAAUUUAUAGUGUCAGUUGAAGAUGCAUAGUUACCAAAAUGAUCCAAGAUGUGGGUUUUUUCUGGUAAGCAAGGGAGUUUUGCUGAUUAGUUUAAUAAAAUAACUCAAUUUAAGUUUUGAAUA